Messenger RNA from Zea mays, 1245 nucleotides. RefSeq lists its product as uncharacterized. The record is from RefSeq and is a predicted model, not a curated record. NCBI's taxonomy places the organism in Eukaryota, Viridiplantae, Streptophyta, Magnoliopsida, Poales, Poaceae. Gene Ontology annotation, biological process: positive regulation of growth. The transcript is spliced from 2 exons.
AUGGGUGCGCGCCAGGUCGAAGGCGUCCCCGAGGCCGGCUCGCUCGUCGAGAAGCUGGACGCGCUGAACCGCGUGGCGGCGGUGGCCUCGCGCCUCGGCCGUCAGUGCGUGGCCCCGGCGCUCACGGGCUUCGACCAUGUCUACGCCGACGUCCUGGCCGGCCGCGCCGAUGCGGGCGCGCUCGCCGUCGUCGCCUCCCGCUCCGACGCCGCGCCGCUCGUGCGCAGGCUCGGCGCGGAGGCCGCCCACCGACCAGGCCCGCCGCGCGCUCGAGCAGCGCGCGUGGGGCUCGACCUGCUGGCCAUGACCCGGGAGUUGGGGCAAUGCGAGUAAAUCCCGUAGCUCUCCGGUCUGGUGGCAGCAGAUUCAGGCCCCGUACUCCAAAGCAGUCUCAGCGAUGGCAGGUCAGCGCCGAUCUGCAGAGUCGAUCAUCCAGACAUGUCGUGGCCAGUGAGUUUUCGGUCGAGUUGUGGAGCCAGCCCCAGGAAGAUGUUCAUGCACUACUUGAGCUUGAGUAGCUCAGCGCCAUGGACGGACGGGCUCGAGGACGAGUUCUCGGAAGAUUCCAGCUGCAUCAGCAGCACAAUCAGAUCAGGGAUGCUUGCACCAUUCAGCAGCGAGCAGGGGGUACCCACCACCACCACAACGCCGCCACCACCGAACAGUGGCAGUAUCGGCAGAAAGGCGCGGCGGUUCGGUCCGAAGAGCACGGUGACAUCGCUCGCGCCGGCGUCCAUGGUCGGCGGCUCCGCCCUCGCGCUACACUACGCGAACAUCAUCAUCGUCAUCGAGAAGCUGCUCCGGUACCCGCACCUCGUGGGCGAGGAGGCGCGGGACGAGCUAUACCAGAUGCUGCCGUGGAGCCUGAAGCUAGCGCUGAGGAGGAGCCUGAGAGCCCGCGCGAGGAGCACGGCGAUCUACGACAUGUUCCUGGCGCACGACUGGCGGGAGACACUCCAGAAGAUGACGCUGGCGUGGCUCGCCCCCAUGGCCCACAACACGGUCCGGUGGCAGGCCGAGUGGAGCUUCGAGUUCGAGCAGCAGCAGCAGCGGGUCGUGUCGGAGCGGAGCGUGCUGCUGCUGCAGACGUUGUACUUCACCGACCGGGAGAAGACGGAGGCGACGGUCUGCGAGCUGCUCGUCGGCCUGAACUACAUCUGCCGGUACGAGCGGCAGCAGAACGCUUUGCUCGACUGCCCUAUCAGUCUCGGCUUGGAUGAUUGUGUGGAGUGGCAAGUCCAGUAG